This is a messenger RNA of Fusarium venenatum, 1296 nucleotides long. RefSeq lists its product as uncharacterized. NCBI's taxonomy places the organism in Eukaryota, Fungi, Ascomycota, Sordariomycetes, Hypocreales, Nectriaceae. The record is from RefSeq and is a predicted model, not a curated record. Gene Ontology annotation, biological process: regulation of transcription by RNA polymerase II. Gene Ontology annotation, molecular function: DNA-binding transcription activator activity, RNA polymerase II-specific; zinc ion binding.
AUGCGGAAAGACACUUCUGAACGGCGAGGGCGACAGGCUCAUAGGAAAUCUCGAGGUGGAUGUAUCGAGUGCAAAAGGCGUCACAUCAAGUGUGGGGAAGAGAAGCCUCAAUGUCGAUCUUGUGUUAUUCGUGACCUCCCAUGUCUGUACCAACAUCAUCGCUGUUCCUCUCUGAGGGGGGAGUCUUCGAGAAAAGCCCCCAAGCUUGAGAGUGAUCAUGAAAGUUGCUUCAGCGCGUUGUCUGAAUGCAAUAGAAGUCUCUCAGUUCCAACUUCUCUUGACUCCCUUGCGGUGACAAUAGACAUGUUCACUUUACACGAGCUCGAUAUUCUACACCAUUGGACUACAAUCACAAGCCAAAUCAUGUGUACCCAACUUGCUCCAAAUCAAGGAUGGGAUAUAACAAUACCACAGCUGGGAUUUCAGUACCCGUUUGUUUUAUAUGGAGCACUCAGUGUGGCAAGUCUCCAGCGUGCCCUCUCAGAUCCUGAGGACAUCCAAGGCCAUAUAGCGGCUGCCACAGACUACCACGCCAACGCAGUACAAAGGUUUUUAGCCACACAGGCAAUGACCUCUCAACACAACGAUAGGACUCUCGAUGCAAUGUUUGCCUUUUCUAUCAUCGACACCAUAUAUGUUUUUGCUACAUACGGCACCCUCUCUCGCCAAUCCGAGCCUACUUCUCGUCCCUCUCAUAUUCUCGAACUUGACUGGAUCCGCGAUAUUCGAAGUGUGAGAGCCCUUCUCAAGCCAUUUAAUGACAAAAUACGAGAGGGAUGCCUGAGUGAAUUUGAAAACCUCGAGGCUUACGAGGAUUGUAAUGUUGGUCAUGGGUCAGUUAGUGGAGAUGACGAACUACUGGGUCUACAUGUGUCAUACGAGGGAUGCAGUUCUGCGGAUAUUGAGCUUUAUAACUCAACUAUCAAGCUCCUCAGAAGUUGUCGUCCGUAUAUGACCUCUCUAGGGGAUGUUAGUACAGACGACGCAAGACUCACCAGACUGAAUCCGCAUUGGAUCACCCCAUUGAUCUUCCUGCAAGAAGUAUCAGAAGAGUAUGUUGACAAGUUAUGUCAGCGGCAGCCACCAGCUCUGUUGAUCCUGUCCUUCUUUGGUGCGAUGCUAUCUGCAUACGAUACUAUUUGGUUCAUGGAAGGGUGGGCAUUAGAGAUAGUAUCGGCCGUCGACUAUGCUUUGGGCGAUUAUUGGGCACCUUAUACUGCAUGGUGCCGCGAGCAGGUUGCUAUGAACUUUGUCAGAUGGGAAAGUGCCAGUGAAAUGGAGACGCCCAUCUCAUGA